AAAAAGUAAUAUCAGAGUAAUAGAGUGGUACCUAAUGAAUUGUUUAAUAUUUAAUGAUAAAUAAAUGGAUUUUUGUUUGUAAUCAUUAUUUUUAGUAUCAAUUUUGGUUUACGCUAGCAUUCAUAAUAUUGUAGUAAUCAAAUUAGUGUUCAGCUUAUUAAUUGAUGCAAAUUGUUUUCAUGUCAUCAAUUAACGCCCAAACUCUUUAAGUAUAAAUAAUAAAUUUAAUUGCCAUUCACCACAGAAUAUUCAACGGUAGAGAUCCGACACUAAUGGUCGCCGAACCGGAACUACUCAAACAAAUUCUGGUCAAAGAGUUUCAUAAGUUUUCAAAUCGCCGGGAACUGCGGACAGAGCACCCGAUCAUCAAUAAAAACCUCUUCAACUCGAUGGGCGAGGACUGGAAACGUAUGCGAACUAUAGUUAGUCCCACGUUCUCGUCGGGAAAGCUGCGGAAAAUGUAUCAUUUAGUCGAGCAGUGUCUCGAGGAGUACCUGGGACACUUGGAUGUGAUGGCAAAGGAUGGCAAGUAUAUCAACGCCAAGCUUCUGCACCAGAACUUCACGUUUGAUGUGAUCGCGAAGUGUGCCUUCGCUACGAAAACCAACUCACAGAAGGAUCCCAACAAUAAAUUGGUGGCCGCCGGCCGUAAAGUCUUCAUAUUCAGCGCUAUUAAGAUGAUCCCGGCCUUUAUUUUCCCGAAAUUUCUAAACAAAAUGCUGAAUAUAAGGACUAAUUUGGUGGAGGCGCCCAAUGAAUUCAUAUUUGAUUUGACGAAACAUAUGCUGAAGAAGAGACGCGACGGAGAGAAAAGUAACGAUUUCUUGCAACUACUCGUCGACGCCAACGCCACCGAUAAUAAUAAUAAUAAUAACAACAAAGACCUGUCGGCCGAUAAAAUGGACUCCCAUCACUUCAUUGAAGGCGAAGACGAAAUCGCGGCCGCGAAGCGAACUUUUAACACGAAUUUCGCGAACAAAACCCUAACCGAGGAUGAGAUCAUAGCCCAGUCGUGGCUCUUCUUAUUGGCCGGCUUUGAAACAACGGCCACUACUUUAGGGCACUUGUCGUACGAGUUGGGCCUCAAUCCGGACGUCCAGGAGAAGCUCCACAAUGAGGUGAUCAAUGCGUUUGAUUUGGACGGAAAGAUCAAUUACGAGACCCUCCAGAGUCUGCCGUAUUUGGAUGCCAUCAUCAGUGAGACCCUGCGUAUGUAUCCGGCGUUGGCGCGACUGGAACGGGAAGCCGGCGAGGAUGUUAAGUUGGGCGACACCGGGAUCACCGUAUUUAAGGGCCAAUUGAUCGAGAUUCCCGUCUAUGCCAUACAUCGGUCGGAGAGGUACUACAAAAACGCCGACACAUUCACGCCCGAGAGGUUUAUGCCGGAAAAUCGCAAGGAUUUAGUGCCCUAUGCCUACAUGCCCUUUGGCACCGGCCCUCGCAAUUGCAUUGGUAUGCGGUUCGCCUUAAUGGAGAUGAAGCUCUGUAUCGCUCACAUCGUAAAAAGGUUUCGGUUCACGAAGUGCGCCGACACUGAAAUGCCCAUCAAAUUCAUGAAUCUAACGCCUUUGAUGACCGCCGAGAAUCCGACACUAAUGGUCGCAGAACCGGAACUACUUAAACAAAUUCUGGUCAAAGAGUUUCAUAAGUUUUCAAAUCGCCGGGAACUGAGGACAGAGCACCCGAUCAUCAAUAAAAACCUCUUCAACUCGAUGGGCGAGGACUGGAAACGUAUGCGAACUAUAGUUAGUCCCACGUUUUCGUCGGGAAAGCUGCGGAAAAUGUAUCAUUUGGUGGAGCAGUCUCUCGAGGAGUACCUGGGACACUUGGACGUAAUGGCCAGGGAUGGCAAGUAUAUCAAUGCUAAGGUCCUCCACCAGAACUUCACGUUUGAUGUGAUCGCGAAGUGCGCCUUUGCCACCAAAACAAACUCACAGAAGGAUCCCAACAACAAGUUGGUGGCCAACGGCCGUAAAGUCUUCAUAUUCAGCCCACUUAAGGUGGUUCCGGCGCUCAUUUUCCCUAAAUAUAUAAACAAAAUGCUAAAUAUAAGGACAUUGCUGGUGGAGGCGCCCAACGAAUUCAUAUUUGAUUUGACGAGACAUAUGGUGGAGAAGAGACGCAACGGUGAGAAAAGUAACGAUUUCUUGCAACUACUCGUCGACGCCAACGCCGCCGAUAAUAAUAAUAAUAACAACAACAAAGACCUGUCGGACGAUAAGAUAGACUCCCAUCACUUCAUUGAAGGCGAAGACGAAAUCGCGGCCGCGAAGCGAACUUUUAACACGAAUUUCGCGAACAAAACCCUAACCGAGGAUGAGAUCAUAGCCCAGUCGUGGCUCUUCUUAUUGGCCGGUUUUGAGACAACGGCCACCACUUUAGGGCACUUGUCGUACGAGUUGGCCCUCAAUCCGGACGUCCAGGAGAAGCUCCACAAUGAGGUGAUCAAUGCGUUUGAUUUGGACGGAAAGAUCAAUUACGAGACCCUCCAGAGUCUGCCGUAUUUGGAUGCUGUCAUCAGUGAGACCCUGCGUAUGUAUCCGGCGUUGGCGAGACUGGAACGGGAGGCCGGCGAGGAUGUUAAGUUGGGCGACACCGGUAUCACCGUACGUAAGGGCCAAAUGAUCGAGAUUCCCGUCUAUGCCAUACACCGGUCGGAAAAGUACUACAAAAACGCCGACACAUUCACUCCCGAGAGGUUUAUGCCGGAAAAUCGCAAGGAUUUAGUGCCCUAUGCCUACAUGCCCUUUGGCACCGGCCCUCGCAAUUGCAUUGGUAUGCGGUUUGCCUUAAUGGAGAUCAAGCUCUGUAUCGCUCACAUCGUGAAAAGUUUUCGGUUCACGAAGUGCGCCGACACUGAAAUGCCCAUCAAAUUCAUGAAUCUAACGCCUUUGAUGGCCGCCGAGAGUAUUACACUUGGCAUUGAAAAGCGAUAAAAGACCUCGGCGUUUCAUAACAAACAAUUUUAUAAGCAUAUCAUUAGUCUUGAUAAGAAUUUUUUUAUUAACAUACAGUACUAACAUAGUAUAUCAUUUGUAUAAUAAACCUGUGUACCGUAAUAUCAUUUAUCAGUCGCACUUUUUUGUCGAUAAUAUAAAUAAAGCCAAUCAUUAUUACAAAAAAUAAAUGCACUUUUAAAAGUUGAUAUACA
Molecule: messenger RNA, 3151 nt
Organism: Oppiella nova
Lineage: Eukaryota; Metazoa; Arthropoda; Arachnida; Sarcoptiformes; Oppiidae
Source: the annotation of a GenBank genome assembly